AUGAAUAAUUGUUCGAUUGGUAUUGAACAAUGUUCACAUAUUGAUGAAAAUAAUAUACAAAAAGCUAAUAUUUAUCUUCGUCAUCUACCAUUUCAUGAAACAAUUCCACAACAAGCAUGCUCUUUCUUCGAAGAAAUUCGAGAAAAUCUUUCACGUACAAUUCAAGUCAGUGAAUUUUACCCUGGUUUUAUAAUAUGGUCAAGAAAAUUAAAAGAAUUUAUUUCACUUUAUGGAUUAUAUUUUUCUAAAGAAGAUCAUUUAAAACUUAUUCAAUUCUAUUUAUCUCUUAUUUCAACAACUGAUUUAAGUUAUUCAGAUGCAGAAAGUUGUUUUGAUUUACUCACAGAUCUUUUACAAAAGACUCAAUUAAUUACUCGAGAUGAUUUAACAAUUGAUUGGCAUAUAUUUUAUCAAUGGACAAAAAUUGUUCAAAAUAAUAAAUAUAAAACUUAUACAUUAGUUACAUUGCCAAAAAAUUUUGAUAUAUCAAUACUUUCAUGUGCAUUAGUUUGUUCUCCAUAUUUUUCUGUGCGAGCUACUCAAGAAAUUCUUGAUGAAAUUCGUCCACAAUUGUGUCCUCUUGAUCCACAUUCUAUGUCUCAUUCUAUGAAAAUAUUUGAUUAUUUUUUACCUGUUCAACUUCCAUUAGAAUUACAUGAUCAAGGAUUUAAAUUAUGGUUAUCAGAAUUUUUCAAUAUUUGGGAGAAUAUCAAUAAUGAAACUCCAUGGGAAUUAUAUUUAGUGAAUAUAUUUUGUCGACUUUCAUGGUAUAAUAUUGGUUAUAUUGAUUGGGAACAAUGGUUACCUAAGAUAUUUACACAUAUUCUACGAGGUUUUUCGUUACCUAUUGGUAAAAUUCAAAAAACAAUAAAAAAAUAUAGUUAUUCAAUGGGAGAUAUAACACAAUGGAUUGUUGCAAUGAUAGGAAAUCAAAGUUCAUGUCUUGAAUAUUUAAAAGAUUUAUUAAUUGCUAUAAAAACUUUUUAUAAUCCAUCAAAUACGGGAUAUUUUCAACAACAACUUGUUGAUUUUCUUUUCAAUCUUGCUCAACAUUUUAUUAAUCGUGUUCAUUUAGAAAGUCAAUCUCCAUCUGUUUGGUUCUUCGUACCACAUGAAUCGUAUCGACUUACUCAACAAGAUAUUACAGAUUUUGUUAAUACUAUUAAAGAAUAUGUAUUUAUAUCAAUAUUUAAUAAGGAUCAUUGGGAAAAAGCAGCUGAAACAUGUCAAUAUCUUUCAAUACUUCGACCAGAACUUAUUGUACCACCAAUUGUUGAUAAACUUUUUUCAUCUAUUGAUGAAAUUGUUGAAGCUCAUCGUUUUACAUCACUUAUGUAUUGUGUAACACGUAUAAGUCGUCAAUUAGUACGACAAACAUCAUCAUAUUCUCAUGGCCAAACAUAUGUUUUACCAUUAUUAAUGUCUGUAUUACCUGGUAUUGAUGUAAAUGAUAUAGAAAAAACAUCAAUUACAGUUGAUUUUCUUGAUGCAAUUCUUAUGCUUAUAACAUGUAUUGAUUGUUCAUCAGCAGUUGAUAUUCGAAAUGAUCUUAGUGAAAUUGAAAAAGAAGUUUGUAGAUCAACUGGAUUAUUUGAAGAAUUUAUUACGCGAUUUCUUGAUGAAAUAUUUGAAAUAAUUUUAAAUUUAUCAACAGAUUUUACAGAUACAUCGACUAUUGAUGAAGAUUCAACAGAAUAUUCUAUUUUUCAAAAGAAACUUCUAUCAAUCAUUACAAGUAUUGUUCAACAAUGUAGUAGUAACAUUUUUCAAAUAGUUCGAGAGAAGAUAACACGUUUUGUAACUGGUUCAAUAUUUUCAUCAAAAGUAAGAUCAUUAGUUGUUGGUCUUGUUCGAGCAAUUGUUAAAUGUCAUCCAGAAGAAACAUUAAAAUAUUUAUUACCACAAACAUGUCAAAGAAUUGAAAAGAUUUUUAAUGCCAAAAUAGAAGAUAAUUUAUUAAAUGAUCAUAAAGGUGAUCAAGAAUUAACUUGGAAUUUAUGUUUAUUUUCUGAACUUGUUCAAGCUCGUGGUGAUAUUUUAAUUAUUUAUAAAGAUAUUAUUCAAAAUUGUUUACAUAGUUCGAUUAAAAUUCUUCAUAUUGAUUCAUAUGAAAUAAUUGCUCUUGCAAUAAAACAUUUACUUCAAUCACUUUUAUAUAUUUAUCCAAUUGAAUAUUCUUUAAUUGUACAAAAUCUUGAUGGAUCAUUUAUUGAUUUCUUACCUAUUCGAACAUGGGGACAAAGUGUUGAUUUUGAUCAAAUUAAAGUUCAAUAUCAUAUUCCCAAUAUGAAUCAAAUUAAUUUUGCUUGUGAUUUUAUUAAUGAUUUUCUCUAUGCCGAAUUAUCAUUAUUAAAUAAAACAGAUUCACAAUUAUCAAAAGAAGAACGACGACGAUCAUUAACUAUUAUUCGUUCUAUAGUCAUUGGAUGUUUUCGUAUAAUACCACGGAUUGAAAGUAAACAAAUAGAAGAUUUACCUCAAUCAAUGACAUCAUAUGAUUCACAAUCUCAAAGUCGAUAUUCAAUAUAUUAUCAAAAUUUAAAAACAAAAUUUCAAGAGAAUUUACGAAUGCGUCUACUUAUCGAUAUUGGAAAAUUACUUGAUAAACUUAUUGAAAAUCAAUCGGAUGAUGUUCUAUCAAUACGAGAAGCUCUCACUAUUUGUGUAUUAUCAUCGGAAUAUUAUGGAAUAUUUACUCAUGAUAUUGAUCAAAUGCGUCAAGAUAUUCAAUCAAUAACAAAAUUAGUUCAAAAUCAAAUUGUUGGUAAAAAAGAUUAUCCUCGAUUUUUAACUAUUAAACAAAUUCAAUUACAAAUUGAAGAAUUUGAAUUACAAAAUUUAAGAAUAUUAAAUGAAAUUGAUAAAGAAAUUGGAUUGAAAUUAUUUUAUUUAUCAAUUAGUCAAUAUAGAGAAGUUCGUAUUAAAGCACAAGAAGAACUUUUUCAUUUUGUUGAUCAUUAUAAUUUAUCAUGGACUAUUUUUCUCGAUCAUAUUAUUGAAUUAUUUAAUAAUUCAAAUAAUACAAAUCAUCAUAAAAUCAAAGGUUGUCUUUAUAUUCUUCUUGGUAAUCAAAAAUUCUUUUUACCAUUGAAACAUUCGUGGAUAAUGAUGGAAAAAUUAUGGCCAUUAAUUGUUCGUUUAAAUCAUACAAAUAAACUAAGUAUUCAAAAUUUAAUAAAAUCCAUUCAACGAAGAAUUGAAAAUGAAUUUAAAAGUCAGUCACUUAUUUAUAAAAUUGAUAAUCAAUCUCAAUCUGUAGCUACUCAUUUAUGGCGUCAAUUAGAAACAAAUGAAAUAGAAAUUGGUAAUGAAAUACGUGAAAAACGUCAGAAAAUUAAUUUUCAAUCUUAUUAUAAUUUAAUUGAUACACUUAAUUUAUUACUUCGAGAAGAAAUUUUAACAUGGGGACAAAAAAAGAUUGCAAUGUCAUUUUUAUGUUUACUUAUUCGAAAAGAUACAACAAUAUCAUUAUCAACUAUUGAAAUAUCUGUUGAUUUUCUUAUUCAUGAUAAUGCAGAAUUACGACAAUAUGCAUUCAAAAUUGUUACAGCUUUAUGUCAUUUACAAAAACCAGAUCGAAUAUAUGUUGAAAAAUCAAUUGAUGAAAUAAUUGAUAAUAGAAAUGAAAAAUAUGACGGAGGUGAACGUGAUGAUAAUUUAUGGGUAACAUUUAAUGAUUAUCAACCACCUAAAAGUCAAAAUGAAUGGGAACAAACAUGUUUUUUAAAUAAAACAUUUUAUGGUUAUUAUCAAUGGCCUAAAAUAAUAAAAUAUACAGUAAAUAAACGAGAACGUUAUAAUUCGAAUCAUUUGUCACAACAAGUAUCAAUUAUUUUUAAUCGUUUCAUUGAUAAAAAUUUUGUAAUUCAAUUGAUAAAAGUCAAUGUUAAUAAUGAAGAUAUAAUUAAAUUCGAUAAAAGUCGAUUUUCAAUGUUUAAAAGUCUUUUUCGUAAUUUUGGUCUUUCAUUUUUUUCAAGUUUUCUUGAACAAUUAUAUUUACUUAUUCAUCGAAAGAUACAUGAAAAACAAGAACAUCGAUUAGCAGCUGAAAUUGUAGCUGGAAUGAUUCGUGGUUCAAAAUAUUGGACAUUAGAUAUGCUUGAUGAAUUUUGGCAUAAAUUAACAUUAUUUCUUAAUGAAGUUUGUGUUAAUCUUAGUCCUGAUUUGUUCAUUUAUUGGGGUUUAUGUUUUCAACAUAGCAUGGAAAAUCAAGAUCCUCGUCGAGUAUUUCAAACAAUUAAUUUCAUUCGUAGAUUGAUCGAUAAUCAACCAAUAAUCAAUACAUUCAAUGAAGCAUUUCGAUGGUAUCUUGUUCAAAGUUUAGCAGUUUUUCAAUGGCGUAUACCAUCUGUUUGGUGUACUAUCUAUGAACGAGCUAAAGAAUUACUUGAUCAUCCAUCGAAAUUGAUACGACAAAUGAUCGCUACUGUAUUACCAAUAGCAUUACAAUUCGAUUUGACAUCAUUUCAUGGAAAAUCAACACGUCAUCCAACUAUCAAUCAAUUUAUCGAUGAAAUGCAUCAACGAUUAGAUCAAGCUAUAAUAAUUUGUGAAAGAAAAUCUCUAAUUAAUCAUAUUGCUGAAACUGGUAUCAUGGAUGAUGAAGUUCAUCAAGCAUUGAAUUUGAUCGAAUUAGUUGUUGCAAUACAAGGACAAUUAUUCGCUACAUGUAAUCAACCAAUUAAAGAUACAACUGUUCGCAUGUUUUCCUACUUUUGUGAAAUUGGAAAUAUAAUGGCUAAUAAUAAUGAUGGAUUUAAAAAUCAUUUAAUAGAUAUUCGAACAUAUAUUGGUAUGGCUUAUUUACAUGAAAAUUUAUUAGAAUUACUUAUUGAACAACUUGAAUAUGUAUGUACAAUAAAUAAAUGGAAUGCACGUCAAGCCGCAAUAGAAUUUAUUCAAUAUUUUGUUUUUUCGAAUUUAUUUAAUAUUCGUCUCCAUGCUCAACGAUUACAUAAACUUGUAUUAAAAUCUUUAUUGGAUGAACGAUUAGAAGUACGAUUAAUGGCAUCAAUGACUCUAGCAGGUUUCUAUCAAUGUACUUUUAUUCCUGUUAAUGAUACUGAUUUGAAAUAUUUUCGAUCAAUGAGUAAAACAACAUAUUUUACAAUUACGAACGGUGAAAAAAUAAUAUCUACAAAAGAUAUUAUCAAAAGACAUGCCGGAAUUUUGGGUUUAUGUGCUAUUGUUCUAGCGAAUCCAUAUGAUAUUCCAACGUAUGUACCAGAUACAUUAAUGAUUCUUUGUGAACAUUCACAUGAUCCUCAUAUGAUACAACGAUCUAUAAAACAAUGUUUAUCUGAAUUUCGUCGUACACAUCAUGAUUCUUUGCAUGAACAUCGAAUCAAAUUUACUGGUGAUCAACUUGGAAUUUUAGCUGAUGUACUUAUUUCACAUAAUUAUUAUGUUUGA
Adineta steineri is the source of this 5412-nucleotide messenger RNA. NCBI's taxonomy places the organism in Eukaryota, Metazoa, Rotifera, Eurotatoria, Adinetida, Adinetidae. The record is from the annotation of a GenBank genome assembly.